This is a messenger RNA of Athene cunicularia (burrowing owl), 2148 nucleotides long. It is a transcript of the gene PTRH1, whose product is annotated as peptidyl-tRNA hydrolase 1 homolog. The record is from RefSeq and is a predicted model, not a curated record. Bases 41 to 469 code for a protein of 142 amino acids. Gene Ontology annotation, molecular function: peptidyl-tRNA hydrolase activity. The transcript has 4 exons. Lineage: Eukaryota; Metazoa; Chordata; Aves; Strigiformes; Strigidae.
GGCCGAGGGCUGGCGAGUGGACAGGCGGUGCUGUGCCGACAUGGCCCUGGCCGUGGCCCACGGCCUGGAGCUGGUGCUGCUGAAACCGCGGAGGCUCAUGAACCUCAACGGGCUCAGCGUCGCCAGUGCCGCUGACAUCUACAACCUCCGCCCAGAAGACAUAUACCUGGUUCAUGAUGACCUGGACAAGGCCCUGGGCAACGUGGCGAUCAAGCUGGGAGGCAGCGCAAGGGGACACAAUGGGGUCCGAUCCUGCAUCAGUGCUUUGAACUCCAACGAGAUGACCCGGCUCAGGAUCGGCAUUGGGCGACCAGAAGGUGAAGUGACAGUGUCCAGCUACGUCUUGGCUCCAUUCCAUGCUGGGGAGCGGGAGAGGCUGGAGCAGGUCCUGGCCCAGGCAGCGACCUGCCUGCUGGAGCACAUCCUGCGGCGAAGAGCACCCACGGGGGACCCAGGGGACAGAGGCUGAUGUGAACCCCCGGGGACCUGUGUGACCGAUGGCUGGGGCGCUGCGGGCUUGGCGGGGUGACCAUGGUGCAGAACAGAGCUGGCCCUGCCGGGCAGUCAGGCCGGGCACUGGGGCAGCCCUGGUCUGUCCCCACACAGAUGCGGGCAGCUCGUGUCCUACUCAAGCCCCUGUGGUGGCUUUGUGUGGCAGUUUGGCACAGAACUGAAAUAAACCCUCUGCCUUCUUCCUGCCCCUCGUCACCAGCUGAACUCAGGCAGUCCCUGGCUCUCUGCAGCUCAAAUCCAUGUUUCCAUCCCUGUUCCAUCAGCUCAGGCUGGGGGGCAGCUUCCAGUGGGAAGCGAUAGGAGUGACUUCUGCAGGGUCCAAACCCACUUUCGCUGUGUUGAGAAACAGUGGCAAGCACGAGCCGCCGGGAAUCUCAUCGCUCCGCAGUGCCCACAGGCUGCUUCCACUGAGCUGCAGCGAGAAGUCUCAGGGCUGGCCUCGUCGUUUUUGAGUGAGGUGGUUUUACGCCAAAACUCUGGAGCUUCCAACAGCCAGAGGAGUUCUGGCUCCUCUUUACAGACCCGUUACAGGUCUCUUGGUAGCGAGGGCAGCCCGGGGAGCAGCGUCUCCCCACCGUCGCGGUGCUCUGCUGACAUCCUCUUGCAGCUGAGAGCCCCAGCACUGGCAGCUCCUCGCCCACAUCCCAGUGGGUACUGGAACAAGCACCAGGACCCUUGCUGGGUCCCAUGUACUGCAACGCUGCUGCCACUUCCUUCCUCCAGCUGGUACCAGACCUUCCUCCACUCUGUCCCCAGCUCCUGAGCUCCUCCCGUAGCAUUGAGGCUACCUGUGACUGGGGAACAGGCAAGGAGGCAAAGGUGUCCCCAGUCUGCCACCACCGCUGCACCCCGCUGUGGCCGUACUGCCUGGGAGCCUGCAGCUGCACAGCAUGCACUUGGCUGUCUCCUUCUCCCUGUUCUCCAGUAGAUCCGCUCGGAUCUUCAGGUCCGUUGUGAUCCCCUGGAGCCAGUGGUUCUUCAGGAGGUCCCUGCUGUAGCUGUUCAGCCUGCCCCAGAUGAUGCUCUCCUGGAUCAUUUGGUGGUCUCAGACAUCCCGCUGUGGCUCUUGGCUACCGAGCCUUCUACCCAUGCUCCAUUGCCUUCUCAAGCUGUGGGGAGAAGAGGGGUGCAGCCCCCCCAAACCCUGGGUGAAAGCAGCAACCCACUGUCCCGGGGCUAACGCCAGCAGCCGCUGCAGAGCCCAAAGGGGCAGCCAGCUGCCAGGCCUGGGUGGAGAGAGGUGGCAGCUCUGGGCACCUGGCAGGGGCUCACACCUCCCCAGUGCAUCCAGGCGAGGGCUAAUUGCAGUGGUUUUAAGAAAAUUGCUCCUCUACCCCAGAAAACCCUCAGUUUUUCAACCAAAGGUCACCCUGCUGAGGAGCUGAGGAUUAGCACCAAACAAGCCUGGACUCUUGGAAAGCAAAACACCUCCUCCAGAGCUGGCCACAAAGGCGACAGAUGCCGGAGCCCAGCAGGAUUCGGCUGCACACCUCAGUCCUCAAACUGGUGAUAGGUUUUCAGUCCCAAGGCCAAACCUAACGCCACUGAGGGAAAUCAUUCCCAUCCGCAUUCCCACAGGAAGCCUGCGCUCCAUGGAAAUACCACCCACCUUUUCACCCACAGACCCCAAAGGGG